AUGGACUCGGACGCACCGGUGAUAGAUAGGCCAGUGGCCGCAAAGGGAAGGAAAACCCUGGCAAUAGUAGUAAUAGGAAUGGCCGGUAGUGGUAAAACGUGCUACGUCAGAAAAUUAAUCGAUACACUAAAAAAUAAUAAAAAAAGAGUUUACGCGAUCAAUUUAGAUCCAGCGAAGAACGUAGACAUAAGAGACUCGAUCAACUAUAGACAAAUUAUGAAAAAGUAUAACCUGGGACCUAACGGAGCAAUCAUGACGUCACUAAACAUAUUUGUAAAGGGAUUUGAGGAUGAAAAACAUGAAUACAGAUUUGACAAGAUACUGGAGUUGCUGGACAAAAGGUCGGAAAUGGUGGACUACAUAGUGUUAGAUACGCCAGGACAAAUAGAAGUGUUCAACUGGUCAGCAAGCGGAACAAUAAUACUAGGUAAGAACAAGAAGCCGGUUGUAACAGUAAAACAAUCACUGUCCUCAUCGUUCCCAACCAUGGUUAACUACCUAAUCGACACGACGAGGUCGCAGAAUCCAAUAACGUUCAUGACGAACAUGAUAUACGCCUGCAGUGUGAUGUACAAGUGCCAACUACCAUUCGUGGCCUGUUUCAACAAAAUAGACGUGAAUCGGCAUGAAGUAUGUCUGGAGUGGAUGCAAGACUACGAGCAGUUUUAUGAAGCAAUAACACAGGACGAGUCAUACAUGGCAAGCUUCAGCAGAUCAUGUGCAUUGAUGUUGAACGAGUUUUACACAAACAUUAAGGUAAUAAAAGUAGACGUAAACAAGCAAUUGGAUAAUAAAGGAGAGGGAUUUGAAGAGCACGUGUCACUGCUAAACGAAUGUGUAGAAGAAUAUAACAGAGUCUACUUGCCCUGGUUGGAAGAGAAGAGGUGUAAAGUACAACAACAACUGAAAUAA
Molecule: messenger RNA, 912 nt
Organism: Theileria orientalis strain Shintoku
Lineage: Eukaryota; Apicomplexa; Aconoidasida; Piroplasmida; Theileriidae
Product: XPA binding protein 1
Molecular function (GO): GTPase activity
Source: RefSeq, a predicted model, not a curated record